AUGGCCGCCGAGCAACCACAGUCCACGUCCGCCGCCUCGACGGCCCCGACCCGGAGCGGCUCGUCAUCUUCCGCCUCCUCCGCCUCCUCCGCCACCCGCACCGAGCCUGAGGAGCAGCACCAGCGCGAUGUCGAGUCUCUUGUGGCCUACGACCACUCGACUUACUUCUCCCGCCUCUUCGACCAGGCCGGCAUGUCUCGCGCCGUCAUUGAAUACCAGUUCCCUGGUAAGGGCACCGAGGAAAACCCCUUCCUCGUCGACUUCAUCCCCAACGACCCCAAGGAUCCCAUGGCUCUCCCCAACUGGAAGAAGUGGACAUGGAUGAUGCUCCACGCCAUGGCUGUCCUCGCCGUCACGUUUGUCUCCUCCGCCUACUCGGGCGCCUUCACCAGCUUGGUCAUGGAGUUUCACGCCAGCACCACCGUCAUCAUCCUCGGUGUCAGCCUCUUCGUCCUUGGUUUCGCUCUGGGUCCUCUCAUCUGGGCGCCCAUGUCGGAGAUCUAUGGUCGCCAGUGGCUCUUCAUUGGCACCAUGGGUGCGCUUACUGCCUUCAACGCCGGUGCCGCUGGCGCUACAAACAUCCACACCCUCAUCAUCCUGCGUUUCUUCGCCGGCACCAUCGGCUCGUCCCCCCUCACCAACUCUGGUGGUCUUAUUGCCGAUGCCUUCACGCAGGCGCAGCGUGGCCUUGCCACUUCCAUCUUUGCCGCCGCUCCUUUCCUGGGACCUGCUCUCGGCCCCAUCGCUGGUGGUUUCCUGUCUGUCGACGCUGGUUGGCGCUGGGUCGAGGGCCUCAUGGCCGCCUUCACUGGUGUCAUGUGGAUCAUCAUCUCCCUCACCGUGCCUGAGACUUACGCUCCUGUCAUCCUGCAGAGACGUGCCGAGAAGCUCUCUGCCAUUACUGGCAAGAAGUACAUCUCCAAGCUCCAGGCUGGCAAGCCCGUCAAGACCAUUGGGCAGACUUUCAAGACAGCGCUUGCUCGCCCCUGGGUCCUGCUCUUCCGCGAGCCCAUCGUGCUGAUCCUGUCUCUGUUCAUGGCCAUCCUGUACGGCACUCUCUACAUGCUGUUUGCUGCCUUCCCCAUCGUCUACCAGCAGGGACGUGGCUGGUCUCCCGGUGUUGGUGGCUUGGCCUUCCUCGGCGUUGCUGUUGGCAUGAUGGUUGCUGUUGGUUACACCAUUUGGGACAACCGCAGAUAUGCCAAAAUCUCUGACGCCCACGAUGGUCUUGCCCCUCCCGAGGCCCGUCUCCCACCUGCGCUCAUUGGUGCCGUCCUCCUUCCCGUUGGCAUGUUCUGGUUCGCGUGGACCAACGGCCCAGAGGUUCACUUUAUGGUCAGCAUUACCGGCACUGCUUUCUUUGGCGCCGGCCUCGUUCUCCUGUUCCUCAGCUUGAUGAACUAUCUGAUUGAUACCUACGUCAUCUUUGCUGCCUCGACUCUCGCGGCCAACGCCGUCAUUCGCUCCUUGUUUGGCGCUGCGUUCCCGCUCUUCACCGGCACCAUGUACACCAAUCUCGGCAUCCACUGGGCCAGCUCGAUCCCGGCCUUCCUUGGCGUCGCCUGCUUGCCCUUCCCGUUCCUGUUCUACAAGUACGGCAAGUCCAUCCGCCUCAAGUGCAGGUAUGCGGCUGAGGCGGCCGAGUUCCUCGCCCAGCUGCGCGGAGCUCCUGUGUUGGUCCGCAUCGAGAGCCAGGCUGAGAAGCCGGUGAUGUAA
Messenger RNA from Microdochium trichocladiopsis, 1716 nucleotides. RefSeq names its product major facilitator superfamily transporter. The record is from RefSeq and is a predicted model, not a curated record. NCBI's taxonomy places the organism in Eukaryota, Fungi, Ascomycota, Sordariomycetes, Xylariales, Microdochiaceae. The transcript is spliced from 2 exons. Bases 1 to 1716 code for a protein of 571 amino acids. Gene Ontology annotation, biological process: transmembrane transport. Gene Ontology annotation, molecular function: transmembrane transporter activity.